GUUUUGGGUAGUGACUUAGGUUUCCUGCCAUGUCCCGCAGUGAGCCAGGAUUUCCACAGCUGCCUCUGGACACCACUCUCGCCAGGGACUGGAAGACGCUAACAUCAGGUCCAGAAAUGCCCUUGGUGUGUUUGACAGAUUUUCAGGCUUAUGCCCAGGAGCAUCUAUCUAAGUCAACUUGGGAUUUUAUUGAAGGAGGAUCUGAUGAAUGCUUCACCCGAGAUGAUAACAUCGCAGCAUUUAAAAGGUCUGGUCUUCUACAACUAGGAAAUUUGGAUUAUUUCUCCCAUUUCACAGAUGAAGUCUGCAUCUUCUCCAGAAUCCGCCUUCGGCCCCGGUACCUGAGAGACGUGCGAGAGGUGGACACCCGGACCACAGUCCAAGGGGAGGAGGUCACGGCCCCCAUUUGCAUCGCGCCCACGGGUUUCCACGGCCUCGUCUGGCCGGAUGGAGAAAUGAGCACAGCCAGAGCUGCCCAAGCGGCCGGGAUCUGCUACAUCAUCAGCACCUAUGCCAGCUGCUCCCUUGAAGAUAUUGUGGCUACUGCCCCCAGGGGCCUCAAGUGGUUCCAACUCUAUGCAACAUCAGACCGGCAGCUCAACAAACAGCUGGUCCAGAGGGCUGAAGCCCUGGGUUUCAAAGCUCUGGUCAUCACUGUGGAUACACCCAAAAUGGGCAACAGGAGAUGUGACUUUCGAAACCAACUAGACUUACAGAGGAACUUACUGCUGAAAGACCUUCGCUCGCCAAAGGAGAAACAUACAACGCCUUAUUUCCAGAUGUCCCCCAUUGACUCAUCCUUCUGCUGGAAUGAUAUCACCUGGCUUCAGAGCCAAACUCGAUUGCGCAUCAUCCUUAAAGGGAUUUUGACGAAAGAGGAUGCAGAGUUAGCUGUGAAACACAAUGUCCAUGGCAUCAUUGUUUCCAACCAUGGCGGGAGGCAGCUUGAUGACGUUCCUGCUUCUAUUGAUGCCUUGACAGAAGUGGUGGCCGCUGUGAAAGGGAAAAUGGAAGUGUACCUGGAUGGUGGGAUCCGAACUGGCAACGACGUGCUCAAGGCUCUGGCCCUUGGGGCUAAGUGUGUGUUUCUAGGGAGACCAAUCCUGUGGGGUCUUGCCUAUAAGGGUGAACAUGGAGUUGAGGAAGUUUUGAACCUUAUAAAAAAUGAAUUCCACACUUCCAUGAGUCUCACAGGUUGCCGGUCAGUUGCCGAAAUCAAUCAGGAUCUGGUCCAGUUCUCCAGGUUGUAAAGAAAAAGGGCUAAUGACCAGACCGCUGAGAUUGCCCACAGGGAGAGACAAGCCCAAAGUGUGGUGUGUGAUGUCCUCUUGCCUUGGCCCCAUCCUGUCCAGAGGCUCAUCCCCUGCAUCUUCGAUCAUUCUACCCCUUGUGCUUCAGGCCCUCCAAACCCCUCCUCUUCCUCAAAUGUGACAUGCUCUUCUUUGCCUCACUAAUUGUUAGAUGCUCUUGCUUAAAACUGUGCUCUAAAGAAAAAAUGUUAAAAACAUGGAUCAACAAUGACUAAAAUAGUGGAUUAAUUUUUUUGCCUAUCCUA
This is a messenger RNA of Mustela lutreola (European mink), 1555 nucleotides long. RefSeq names its product hydroxyacid oxidase 2 (gene HAO2). The transcript is spliced from 9 exons. NCBI's taxonomy places the organism in Eukaryota, Metazoa, Chordata, Mammalia, Carnivora, Mustelidae. The record is from RefSeq and is a predicted model, not a curated record. Bases 30 to 1250 code for a protein of 406 amino acids. Gene Ontology annotation, molecular function: oxidoreductase activity; FMN binding.